AUGCCGUCGAGCCAUGGAGGCAGUGCCUCGGCGAUGGACGAGGACGAGGUUCUGAGGACCGCAGCGCUGGCAUGCCUCUUCUUGGGUCAGGUGGCGCCCGAAAUGCAGGUCGCGAAAUCGUGGCCGAUGGACCCACCCAGUUGGCCCAAAUAUCCUGGGCGACAGGUGCACGUCCUGAACGGCACCUGGCGCUUUGCCUUUCUGGGCCAAGUCGCCUUAGAGGUGCAGCUCCUGGCCCAAGAGGUUGCCACAACAGCUGUGGAGGUGCCGGAUGCCUUUGACAUGCGCCCGGAGCGGCCUCGAUGCCACCAUUGUUGGCCCUUGGAGGAUCCGAUGGAGGACCAGAAAGUGGACCACGAACUCUGCCAGCUUUGCUGCAGCCGCGCCUUUGGUUUCCGCGGCAGCGAGCUGUGCUGGAAGUCACUGCCAAAGGAGCACAAAGACGUGGCCUUUGAAAAUUGCUGCGGCCAAGACUCGCUACGACAUCGGCGUGGUGUUGCGCUGUAUGAAACGGACGUGGAAGUGCCGGCGGUCAAUAACGCUGUUCUGCUGUUUGGUGCUUGUGUGAUGCGAUGCCUUGUGGCCGUGGAUGGCAUGCUGCUGGCAGAUCACAGUGGUUUGUCGCCCUUCACUGUCGCAGUACCUGCUGCCACAGUACCGUCGCAAAGGUCUCGCAGGGUGUCGGUCCUGGUCGACAACCGCUUCGAUCAGAGAACUCAUCCCGUGCACCAGCUGAAAUUCGACUGGUACCAGGGAGGAGGGCUAAUCAGAGCGGUGCAAUUCCAUAGCCUGUCGCCGCGUGCCAUCCAUUUGGCGGGCGUGGAAGUGUUUCCCCAGACCCUGGAGACCAUCGAUGUAGACCUACGUUUGAGCAGUGGAAGUGGCUUGGAAGGCCUCGGAGGCCUCGGAGGUUUGCUGUUUCGUUGGCGUAUUGAUGACCCAGUGGAAGGUUGUCAGGGCCUCCACGACUGGGCCUCGGCCAAUGUCACCAGCCUUCGGCUCCCAGUGCCUGGGGCCCUGCCAUGGCGACCCGAGAAGCCACGGCUUCAUCGGUUGAAGGUGGCAUUGCUGGAGGGCGAGCAGAUGUUGGAUUGCAUGGAGGUCCGCUUUGGCCUCCGGACGGUCAGCACGCGAAAGCGCGAGAUCUUGUUGAACGGUGAGCCCCUGAAGCUCUUUGGCUUCAAUCGCCACGACUUGACCUCCUCGGCGGUGCUGAGCGACCAGCAGCUGCUGGAGGAUGUGCAGCUUCUGAAGGAGGUGGGAGCCAACUUCGUGCGAGGUGCACACUACGCUCAGGAUCAGCGAUUUCUGGACCUUUGUGAUGAGCAUGGCCUGUUAGUAUGGGAAGAGGUUCUGGGCUGGCAAAACACUCCGCAGGAUUUUGCGGACGGCAUUUUCUUGAUGCAGAGUCUGAAACUGGCAGAUGAGAUGGUGGCAGCAUCGGUGAACCAUCCGUCGGUCAUUUUCUUUGGCUUCUUCAAUGAAGGUUGCAAGGGUUUGAGGGAACGGCAGGUCUUUUUCGCCUCACCAGUUGCGGUCAUGGCCUUAGUUUCACCCUGGCACCCUGUGCUGCCAGCGCUGCCGGCCGCGCCAGCCUCGAGCUCGACUUCCAGAGCCUCCAGGGCCUCCGGAGCCCCGGUCAGAGCGGCUGCGGGGCUGGGCGUGGCGGCUGGGUGCGUGGCAGGGCGCGUCAGGCGGAGCCAUGUUCUGAGGAGAGUGCGCCCUGAGCUCAGCAAGCGGGAGCAACCGCAGCUGGCGGAACUGGAAGCCGAUACAACGAACGAGGUGCUGCCCUAUGCACAGCCCCAGGACAAUCAGGAAUCUAUCCAGUGGCCCAACGUGUUGGAUCCUAUGAAGCGGCAAGCGGAUUUAUCGCGCGAAACGGGCGACGGUGAAACUUGGCGGCAGAAUUUUCGCGGCAAACGUGAACAAGCCGUGCGCUCCCUGAUGCAAUCCUUCCUGCGGAUGCAGGACCCUUUGCGUAUCAUCCGUUUCGGCAUUGAGCACCCCGAGGGUGAUGGACGAGGCUGGGCGGCGGUGGCCUUGUGUCGUUUGAACAAGACCGCGGAAGCGGCGAAGCUGGCGGCCGGCCCUGAUGGGCAGACGCCCUGUGGUUACCAGACCUUGAGAUAUGUGGCGCAUGCCUGUGCAAAGGUGGGAGCAGUGGAAGCCGCCUACCAUUUGUCGGGCCUACAGCAGAAAUGCGGCCGCACCAAAUAUAUCACUGCUGGAUCUCGAGUUUUCCAAAGCGUCCUUGAGAGCUCGGCGCUGUAUUUGCAGUCCACGGCUGAUCAGAUGCCCAAGCUUCUGACGGGUCACGGUGCGCGCGUGGCCGAAAAACUCGAGGAAAUGCUGGAGAUUAAGAAUGAGAUUCUGGCGCUUACGCCGAAUCGUCGAUUUCUGAUGCUCAAUGAGCCCUUCAAUCAGCUCAUCCGAUGGUAUGGCCGAGCGAGGUUGGUCCCACAGGCCUUGAGGGCCUGCGAGAUCAUGAAUGAGCUGGGCAUCCCCCGAAAUGACAUGACGCUGCACUUUCUUAGUAGAGGUUGCGCGCAGCAGUUCACGUGUCUCAAAAAGGCCCAGAGGUACACACAAGCGCCUAAGGACUUGCCGGGCUACCGCCCAGAAGUGGUCUUUAUUGGCCGCGUCAACAGCGGCAAGUCCUCCAUGAUCAAUGCGCUCUUCAGCUCCCUGACAAAGUUUGCCCCGGCCUCCAAGACCAGAGCCUUCACCCGAAAACUCAUGUUCUACGAGGUGAACAAAGAACGCGCAGGAUUGCCCCACUUCAUGAUGGUGGACACGCCCGGCCUUGGCUGUGCUGACAUUGAGCGAGCUGCAAAGAUCACGAGGGACUGGCCGGAGUUGAUCUAUGACUACUUGCGAAAUCGAGAGGCGUUAAAGCACGUCUUCCACCUGGUGGACGCUCGAAAUCACAAACUGCUCCCGGGCGAUAAGCAGCUGCUGCAUCUGUUGGCCAAAGCCCAGCGACGAUCCGUGCGCUAUACAAUCGUCAUUACCAAGAUCGAUGUUUGCAAAAGAGCCGUUGCCAACAGCACAGCCAAGCGAAUCAAGGAGGAACUGGCACCAUACUGUGAUGUGGACAUCAUGUUCGCCAGCGCACGCAGUCUGCGUGGUGUGGAUCACCUUUGGUCCAAGAUCUGGCAGUCGGUGACGGAAACACCGCGAGGACGGCGGCACAAGGACAUUGCUCGAAAAGAACUGGAGAGACUGAGAACCAUGGGACCAGAGGCGACCAAGGGUCCUCAGCUCUCAGAUCUCUUGGAGAUCCCCGACUACCGUAAUGCUCCUCGGGAAGCCGUGAGCUUCGACGGUGAGGAGUGGGCAGAGGAUACGGAUUACGACCCCGGAGAGACGGCCGAUGGAGAGAAGUACUUUGAUGACAAGUGGGGAGAAGAUCUGAAUGAGGAGAGCGAAGGUGAGAGCAGUGUCGCAGAUUUUCAAGCCAUGGAGGACGAAGACUUCAGUGACGAGGAGCUUGAAAGGCGUUGGGAGUCCUUCGACGAGGAAUGGGAAGAGUCGGAGACCGUGAGCAAAGCUCCAGCUUCGCAGAGGGAUUUUGGCGCUUGAACGGCUCAAAAAAAUGCCGUUGUUCGGGCUUCACCCGCGCACAAACU
Molecule: messenger RNA, 3632 nt
Organism: Cladocopium goreaui
Lineage: Eukaryota; Dinophyceae; Suessiales; Symbiodiniaceae
Source: the annotation of a GenBank genome assembly